AUGUCCCGCCGAUCUGGCCGCUCAAAGCCCCUCGCAGAUGAUAGAUCCAAAGCGUCAGAUGCUGAAGACCCUGACAAUGACAUCGACGACGCCGAUGAGAUCACCCGCUGUGUAUGUGGCCAUGAAGAGCUCACCUCCAUAGAUUCUCAAGUUCAGCUGCUUCUACAGCAGGAGUACCGGAUCAAGGUCGAUCUGGGGCUUUUUAUCCAGUGUGACAAGUGUCUGGUUUGGCAACACGGUUAUUGUGUUGGUCUCUUUGUCAAUGAAGACGUGCCUGAUAAGUACUGGUGUGAGCAGUGUAAGCCAGAACUUCACUUAUUCGUGCUGGCUUCGCUGAAGCAGCCCAACAGAACACUUUAUAAACCUGCAAAUGAUGGAAGAGCUCGAUUGAUGGAGGAAGAGAGCAGCCGAAACGAGAAAAGGGCUGCUACUCGGCUGCGAGGCAGAAGAAGCCCCAACGAGAGCACACCAGAGGCAACAAAAGAGACAGACAGACAAUCCAGAAAAGACCGUCGCCAUGGUAACGACUUUGAUGAGCAGCUCCAGAAGGCUUUACGUGAAAGUGCCAAGACGUCAGGCAGAAACGACAGGAAAAGACAGAGUGAUCUGGAGCAUACUGGUGGAGAGAAGAGAUCUCAUUCCGAGACAGAUGAGGUGGACGAGUCAAAUGCAGAUGAAGAUACUGAAGCCACUCAAAAAGAAGCACGUUCAAGACCUCUGAGGCCGAAAUCUAAGAGCAGGCCGGCCUCGGCAAAGCCUAAGAACGCUGCCCCAUCCAAGACAGACAAGAACGCUAUAAACAAGGAGGAGCUUUUGAACCAGCUGUCCAAGCCUCGCUUUGUGAACGACAAGUGUACGAUAUAUGAGUUGAGGAAGCGCACGGGGCCAUCUUAG
Messenger RNA from Candidozyma haemuli, 894 nucleotides. RefSeq lists its product as uncharacterized. Lineage: Eukaryota; Fungi; Ascomycota; Pichiomycetes; Serinales; Metschnikowiaceae. The transcript has a single exon. Gene Ontology annotation, cellular component: Rpd3L complex; Rpd3L-Expanded complex. The record is from RefSeq and is a predicted model, not a curated record. The coding region runs from base 1 to 894 and encodes 297 amino acids. Gene Ontology annotation, biological process: negative regulation of rDNA heterochromatin formation; negative regulation of silent mating-type cassette heterochromatin formation.